GGGCAGCAGUGACAAUCCUCCGUCCUUGACAAGAAGCUAAGAUGGCGGCCGCCGUGGUGAGGAGUCUGGGCUCCACUUUGGGUAAAAACCUCCGAGAGAUCCGCCUGCAUCUCUGCCAGACCUCCGCGGCCAGUAAGGGGGCCAGAGACUUUGUUGAGCAGAACUACGUGACCCUGAAGAGGUCCAACCCGGAAUUCCCCAUCCUGAUCCGGGAGUGUUCUGGAGUCCAGGCCCGGCUCUGGGCCCGAUACGAUUUUGGGAAAGAGACGAGCGUCUCCGUGAAGAACAUGUCAGCUGAUCAGGUGGCCAAAGCUCUGCAGACUCUGGCUCAGUCCAAGCCCUGACCCCCCCCUGUCUGAGCCCGCAGUGGUUCAGUCCAAGCCCUGACCCCCCCCUGUCUGAGCCCGCAGUGGUUCAGUCCAUCCACUCACCUGUUUUUGUUUCUGUAAAUGUGCUGAUGUGAAUAAAGUGAACAUGUGAACGUC
Molecule: messenger RNA, 485 nt
Organism: Pelmatolapia mariae (spotted tilapia)
Lineage: Eukaryota; Metazoa; Chordata; Actinopteri; Cichliformes; Cichlidae
Gene: ndufa2
Product: NADH:ubiquinone oxidoreductase subunit A2
Exons: 3
Coding region: 42-344 (100 amino acids)
Source: RefSeq, a predicted model, not a curated record